Messenger RNA from Orbicella faveolata, 1053 nucleotides. RefSeq lists its product as uncharacterized. Gene Ontology annotation, biological process: extracellular matrix organization. NCBI's taxonomy places the organism in Eukaryota, Metazoa, Cnidaria, Anthozoa, Scleractinia, Merulinidae. The record is from RefSeq and is a predicted model, not a curated record. Gene Ontology annotation, molecular function: extracellular matrix structural constituent conferring tensile strength.
AUGGGUGGCAGAAGGUUUUUAAGUCUACUGGCCAUCAUCGCUUGGACUGCUCGGACUGGAGAAGCACAACUUCAAGCAUGUCCACCCAUUGAUCUUGGAUUAAUUUUGGACAGUUCUGGGAGCCUCAAUUUUGGAGACAACGAAGAAAAGAUACAGGAAUUUGCUAAAGCCCUGGUAGACAAAUUUGACGUUAAUCCAGGUAUAAAUGGAACUCAUGUUUCAAUAGUCCAGUUUGACAACGAAGCCACAUUGCUUCUGGGAUUUGAUGACCUUCAAACAAAGGGAAAUGUUGGAAAUACCAUCAACUCUUACAAAGUUCGAGACGGACAGACAUUUCUUGACAGGGCUAUUGAUUUGGCAAACGAACAGUUUGAGAUAAGCAAGGGUAUGAGAGGACCCGAAUACCGCAAGGUCCUGGUCAUUUUUACCGACGGUGCUCAAACUCAGAAGACACAAAACCCUCGAGAUGACGAACGUAUCUUCCCAGGGGAUAACGCUCAGAAACUUAAGGACAAGAAUGUUACAGUUAUUUCUGUUGGUGCUGGUACCCCUGACCCAGUGGAACUAUUGGGUAUGGCUACUGACCCCAGUAAAGUUAUCAUCGGAGAGUUAGAAAACCUCGCUCGCGCAGUUAACAAAAUAACUGAGGAGAUAUGUAAAAUCGAAGUUACGGGACCUCCGGGCAGGAAAGGAAUUGCGGGGGCCCCUGGACCACCAGGUCCCCCCGGACCGCCAGUUGUUGGACGCGGGUCAAUAAUUGCUACUCUAUCAGGAAUCAAAGGACCAUACAUGGCGCCAAAUAUCAUCUCUGAAAGAUCUGAUCUUAUAGCUGCACCGAUUGGACUGCCAGGAGUUCCCGGUCGCAAAGGAGGAAUUGGUUCCAUUGGUGUCGCCGGGAAUGUUGGAGAGGCAGGAAAUACUGGAACGCCGGGAAAUCCCGGCGCUCUUGGACCAAGAGGAGAUGUUGGAUUACCUGGUACUGAUGGUUCCAUAGGCAGUGUAGGACUCAAGGGAUAUCGAGGCGAUUCAGGAGAAGAAGUAAUGGUUAUUUAA